Messenger RNA from Pieris brassicae (large cabbage white), 3301 nucleotides. It is a transcript of the gene Sou, whose product is annotated as E3 ubiquitin-protein ligase RMND5A. Gene Ontology annotation, cellular component: cytoplasm; GID complex; nucleus. The coding region runs from base 169 to 1347 and encodes 392 amino acids. Gene Ontology annotation, biological process: proteasome-mediated ubiquitin-dependent protein catabolic process. The record is from RefSeq and is a predicted model, not a curated record. Gene Ontology annotation, molecular function: ubiquitin protein ligase activity; protein binding. The transcript is spliced from 8 exons. NCBI's taxonomy places the organism in Eukaryota, Metazoa, Arthropoda, Insecta, Lepidoptera, Pieridae.
UCUGUUGUCACUUAGUAUUUGCUUGUUCUAGGUCAAAUAUUUGUGAAAAAUUGUUAUUAAACACACUUGCAGUUAAUAAUUUACUGAUUCUGAGAAGUUUUUUUAAUAAAUAAUCUUAAAUCCUGGACUUAUAAGAACUCUACGUUACGUGAAUUUGUCUUUAAAACAAUGGAUUCAUGCCUGGGCGUAGAACAAGAUUUAGACAAAGCAACAACAAAAUUUACAGGGAUUCACGAUCAUACGAACAAAAUACUGCAGGAUCUGAUAACUCAAGUCGAAAAUAUAAAGCAGGAAAUAGCUAAACAGCCUGAAAAUGAACAAUUAUCUGAAGAUCAGGCAUUAUUGGUUAGUGAGUUAGCAGCCACUUUGAAACAAACAGUAUUUCAGAUGUCUACAGAGCAUCGUGAACUUCAUGCAACAGUAUCCAGAGUUGGAAAGUCUAUUGACAGGCAUUUUAUUGUGGAUUAUGCAGCAGUUGCACCAAAAGCUGAAUCAUUUUGUAGUGAAACUAAUAGACCCAUUAUGGAACAGGCUAUUGCACAACAUUUGUAUAGACAGGGUCUUGAAGACGUGGGCGACGUGUUCGUUGACGAAGCGCACAUUCCGCCUGUGGAGCGUACGUGUACGUUCGCUCAACUACAGCGCUGUGCGGCUGCACUUUCGGACGGAGACCCGGCGCCUGCAUUGCAAUGGGCAGAGAAAAGAGUGCAGGAACUUGCACAUUCACCGCUCCCCUUUACCCUGCAUAGGAUGCAGGCCCUUAAGCUAGCACGCGAACAGGGCGUAGUAUCGGCGAUAGAGUAUGUACGCAAAGAGUUCCCGGCGUACGCGUCCCGCCACGAGCGCCAAUUGCAGGCCGCGGUCUGUGCACUCGCUUGGUGCACGCCCGGUGCGCCCACUCCGCCCGCUAACUACGCGCACCUGUUAGAUCCUAAGGCACUUGGCGCAGAGGCAGCGGAAUUGUUCAUUCGCGAAUCCUGCGCAGUGUUGCGAUUGGCCGCGUUGUCUCCUUUAGCGGGGGCAGUGAUCGCCGGCGCAAGGGUUCUACCGGCUUUACACGACAUUCGGGCUAAGAUGAGCCACCCCAAUGUUAUAGCAGCCUGGGCUGAUGAUGAACUCCCUCUGGAGGUGGAGUUGGGUGAAGAUGGCGGUGGCUACCAUUCAGUGUUUGCGUGUCCGAUUUUACGCCAACAGGCUUCUGAACUGAACCCGCCAAUGAGGCUUCUUUGCGGUCACGUCAUAUCACGGGACGCUUUGAAUAAACUCGCUAUGGGCGUCAAAUUGAAAUGCCCAUACUGUCCCAUGGAACAAUCACCAGGCGAAGCCAGACAAAUUUAUUUCUCUUGAAGUGUUUAAUGUUUAUUUUAAUAUUAAGUCUGUACAUAAAUUUUACUUAAACUAAAUCAGUUUAUCUGUUUUAAAAUCAACAGACUUAAAUUAAAUACAUAAACGCCAAUUUAUUGACAUUUUGAAUGCUUGUCAACUUGACAGAUAACUACGUUUUAAUCUUUCAUGUUGACAUCCUAUGACGUCUAUUAAAAUGUUGCCAUGCCGCAGGAAAACAUUUGUUGUCACAUUUUAUUAAAAACGACACGUUCGUUGCUGUUAAAUAGUGAUCUUGUAAAAACAGAAUUAGGCUGAUUUAGUUUUUUAAUAUUGAUGAAAAAUUAAUUGUCAGUAAGCAAAUAUACGAUUAUUAAAAGACUUUUACUUUAUAUUACGUUUUUACCCUCAUGCGAUCCUUUGUUUCAGAGGAAAUAACGAAAGUAGUGAUUCCUUAAGAACUCGGUGAUUAUUACACAUAUAUUAAAAAUAUUGAGGCCAAAAUUUGUUUCCAUGUCCUUCUGAUAUUUAGAUAAUUGAUGAUUUUAAUUCUUGAUAUAAAAUAUGCAAGUAUUUAAUCACAUAAUUAUAGCGGUUCUGGCUUUAACGUGCGACUCAUUUCUGAGGUCGUAGGUUCGAUCCCCGGCGUUCAUCAAUGAACAUUGUCUAUGUGCGUAUUUAACAUUCGCUCGAAUGACGAAGGAAAAUACAUACAUCUGACGACAAGGUUGAAGCUCCACCGAUUUAUUCUCCAUGUAUUCAGAUUUUUUAUAUUAACAACAAAAAAUCGGUUCUUAGGCCUUCAUAAUGUAAUAAAAUUCACAUAAAUAGAAAAUACCCAUUUCAACUAAAUCACUUUUAUUAUUAGGAAAAAUAAGCAGAAUUAUUUAAAGUUAUAGAUUUGGUCUAUUAGCUUUAUAUUCCUCUUUAUAUGUAGUUAUGUAAAUGUUUAGUAAUGUGUAACGAAAUGAUUUAAAAUAUUUUAAGUGAUUAAAUUUUAGAACCUAAUAAACUCGUAUUAGUUAUUGUACUUUGAUAAAAUUAUUAUACUAAUUUGGCUGGUUAUAAUUUAAAAUCAAGACAAGAUGGCGUCAUUCGAUUGUCAACCGGAAUGUUGCGUAUCUGUGAUUUGAAUAUGGUUGACGUUGAAUCAAGCUAAACGCGCCAUUUACAUUCAAAGUCUUACACGGAUUAUUAUGAAAAAUACCUUUGAUUCUUUUGUUUUGGCACAAUUUUUGUGUUUGUUCCUAUAAUUGGUUUUGUAUAUUUCCAAAAUUUAUAUUUAGGUAUAGUUAUAAUUUUAACAAGUAUGAAUACUUAUAAACGCAUUCGUUUUUUCAUCUAAGCAUCUGGAUGCGUUAACGGGAAACUUAUGUUCCAAUGGGCAAAUAAUAGUUAAUAAAAAUGUAGUUGACUAGAAUAAAAUACAUAGAUGUUUUAAAUUAUUAUGUAUGAAAAUUAUAUAUGAAAACUCGAUCAUCAGAAAUAUAGAUACCAGCAAACAUCUUGAACAAAUGUUCUUUCUUGCCUGCGCAGAAGCGAUUUUUUGGUAUAACUUGGAAAAGGGGGGCGGUGGGAGAGCGACGUCUCGAUCGCGUGAUUGGUAAAUCCGUUGACGUUUGUAUCCCGCGCUGUGUACGUUGCGCAAACAUUCCCCCACUCCCUUGAUUAAUGCUCAAGAAGUUUGCCGGUAUCCGUACCACUAUAUGAAAUGAUAACAUAAAUGUCUUUAUAUAAGAUUCGCACUGUGACAAACAAUUCUUGAAAAUCAUUCCUCUUUACGAUUUAUAGUACGUUUAAGCAGGACUAUGAGCAGUAGGUGUCUUUGACAAAAAGGUGUCUAAUUUGUCGCAGAGCGAAUCGUUACGAGCCAAAAGGAGAUUUUAUACAUUGAUCAAUUAUAUAUUAACAUAGAACUAUUGCAUUAUAGACUGGUUAUAGAAUAUUGUUCUUUUGUAAUAAAGCAUAUUUAGAAUUA